This is a messenger RNA of Tribolium madens (black flour beetle), 1261 nucleotides long. RefSeq names its product acyl-CoA Delta-9 desaturase. Gene Ontology annotation, molecular function: stearoyl-CoA 9-desaturase activity; iron ion binding. NCBI's taxonomy places the organism in Eukaryota, Metazoa, Arthropoda, Insecta, Coleoptera, Tenebrionidae. The record is from RefSeq and is a predicted model, not a curated record. Gene Ontology annotation, biological process: unsaturated fatty acid biosynthetic process. The transcript is spliced from 6 exons. Gene Ontology annotation, cellular component: endoplasmic reticulum membrane. The coding region runs from base 140 to 1126 and encodes 328 amino acids.
AUUUUCUUUGUCAUGUCCUAAUUUUCAAUAUAUUAAGUACAGUCAGUACUUUGCUAAACAUUUAAUUUGUUUAUAGUUUGUCUGAUAUAGUGUGAAUUUCAUUUGGAAUUAACUUAUGAAGGAUUUCUACUUGUAAAUCAUGGCCCCCAACAGCACACUAACUACAACACUUACAACAUCAGAAAUAUCACCUAGUGAACUGAAAACAUUACCCGAAAUUACCUACCGAACAUUUUGGGGCAAUUUUAAAACACCCCUCAUAUGGCCAAAUAUCAUCGGAAUAAUCUUAGUACAUGUUAUCACUGUAAUAGGAUUCGUCACAUUUCCGUAUCUUCAACACAAAAGCACUUUUGCUUGGUGUUUUGUAACAGGUUGGGCUGGAGGUUUUGGGGUAACAGCAGGAGCACACAGACUAUGGACUCACAAAUCAUACAAGGCAAAACUUCCAUUAAGAAUAAUGUUAAUAGUUUGUUAUGCGAUUGCAGGCCAAAACAGAUUGCGCGAAUGGGUUAGAGACCAUAGAGUGCAUCAUAAAUUUAGCGAAUCUGAUGCUGAUCCACAUAAUGCAAAUCGAGGGUUCUUUUUUGCCCAUGUUGGGUGGUUGAUGAUGAGAAAACAUCCAGAAGUUUUUAAAAAAGGAAAAUCGAUUAAUUGUAGUGAUCUGUUUGAAGAUCCAGUAGUUGUGUUUUUUGAAAAGUACUUUUGGCCAAUGAAAUUAUUUUGGUGUUUUAUUUUUCCAACAAUGAUACCAUAUUUAUGUUGGAACGAAACCUUGUAUUGGUCUGUGAUGAGUUGCAUAGCAAGAUAUGUUUGUGGCCUUAAUUUUACUUGGUUAGUCAACAGUGCAGCUCAUAUGUUUGGCAACAAACCAUACGAUCGGAAAAUUCAACCGGUUGAAAACUUGAUGGUUUCUAUUUUGGCAAUGGGCGAAGGUUGGCACAAUUAUCAUCAUACAUUUCCUUGGGAUUAUAAAGCAGCAGAAUUAGGAAAUUACAAAGUUAAUGCUACAACAUUACUUUUAGAUUUAUUUGCUCAAAUUGGAUGGGCCUAUGAUUUAAAAAGUCCUUCGAGAGAACUUAUUCAACAAGUUAUAGAUAAUCACGGUGAUGGUUCACGUAGGAAAUGAGUUUUUAUUUUUACAGAAUGAAGAUAAUUUUGUAAUGUGAGAAACAUUUUUGUCAUAUUUUAUAACUGCCGUCCGUUUUGACACACAUAUAAAGCAAAUAUUAUAUACUAGUAAAUAUAUAUAACAGCACACGUA